Molossus molossus (Pallas's mastiff bat) is the source of this 1269-nucleotide messenger RNA. RefSeq names its product antizyme inhibitor 2-like. Gene Ontology annotation, molecular function: ornithine decarboxylase activity. The record is from RefSeq and is a predicted model, not a curated record. The transcript has 9 exons. Gene Ontology annotation, cellular component: cytoplasm. Bases 1 to 1269 code for a protein of 422 amino acids. NCBI's taxonomy places the organism in Eukaryota, Metazoa, Chordata, Mammalia, Chiroptera, Molossidae.
AUGAGCACCCUACUUGUGGACCCGAAGGAGAGUUCAGGAAGCACCUGGCCUGAAGACUUCAUCCCCCUGGGGCCUGGGGAAUCUGCCAGGGAGGUGGCAUUGAAGAAGAUUCGGGAGCUCUCUGAUUCGGACCACCGAGAUCCCUUCAUGGUGGCUGACCUGGGUGUGUUGGUGAGCCGCCAUCGGGCCUUCUGCCAGGCCCUGCCAAGGGUCUCGCCCUUCUAUGCGGUGAAGUGUAACAACAGCCCUUGGGUGCUGCGAGUCCUGGCCUCCCUGGGCAUUGGCUUUGACUGUGCCAGCCAGGGGGAGCUGGAGCAGAUCCUGGGCCUGGGCGUGGCCCCCUCACGCAUCAUCUACACCCACCCCUGCAAGCCUGCCUCAUACCUCCAGUAUGCUGCCCGCCAUGGGGUGCAGCUCCUGACCUUCGACUGUGAGGUGGAGCUGCCCAAGGUGGCCCAGCACCACCCCGGGGCCAGGCUGGUCCUCAGGCUAUGGACUGAUGACAGCAUGAGCGUGUAUCCUCUGAGCGCCAAGUUUGGGGCCCGCCUGGAGGUGUGCGGACAUUUGCUCAAGUCUGCCCGAGACCUAGGCUUGGCUGUGGUCGGAGUCAGCUUCCAUGUGGGCUCGGGCUGCCAGAAUCCCCAGAGCUUCGCACAGGCCAUUGCUGACUGCCGGCGCGUGUUCGAGAUGGGCCGUGGGGUCGGGCACGACAUGAGCCUGCUGGAUAUCGGAGGGGGCUUCCCCGGCGUGGAGGGCUCCGAGCCUGAGUUUGAGGAGAUGGCGAGAGUGAUCAACGCAGCCCUAGCCCAGGACUUCCCCGAGGGAACUGGCAUUAAAGUCAUUGCGGAGCCCGGCCGCUUCUACGCGGAAUCAGUGUACAUAGCUGCUGUCAACAUCAUGGCCAAGAAAGCUGUGCUGGAGCCUGGUGGCCAGCGGAAACUGUUGUACUAUCUCAACGAGGGCCACUACGGCAACUUUCGUGUGUUCCUCAGGGAUUUUGUCCCUAGGAUUCCAAUUUUGGUGAAGGAGUUCUGCUCGAAGCCGCCCCUCUUCCCCUGCGUCCUUUAUGGCCCCACGUGCGAUGCCUUUGACAAGCUCUUUGAGGAGGAGGUGCAGCUGCCCGAGCUGGACGUGGGUGACUGGCUCAUCUUCCCCUCCAUGGGAGCCUACACUUUGGUCAUGAGCUCCACCUUCAAUGGCUUCCCGCUCACCUCCAUCUACUACACCAUGAGACCCGAGCUCAGGAGCCUCCUGGAGACAGCGCCUUAA